UGCAUUUCCGAGGACAGGAAACUAUGGGUGUGAAAGGCAAGUUGAUUGCUUCAAUGGAAGUGAAGUGUGGAGGACACAUGUUUCAUGAUAUUUUUCACACAAAUACUCAUCAUGUACCCAAUAUAACCCCUAGUAAUAUCAGUCAUUUUCAGAUUCAUGAAGGUGAAACCCUAAAGAUUGGUUCCGUUGUUAGGAAAUAUGAGGAUGGAAAAGAAAUGUUUGCCAAGGAGGUGAUUGAAGACUUUGAUCCUCAGAAGAAAUCAAUAAUUUGGAAGGUGAUUGACGAAGACCUGUUAGAGUUAUAUAAUUCUUUUACUGUUAUUUCAUCAUGUGAACAUCAAUGGGCUACAUUUACACUUGCAUAUGAGAAAAAGAGUGAAGAAAAACCAGAGCCCCUCGGUCUCUUGGCUUAUUUCAUUGAGGUGACCAAAGAUAUUGAAGGUCACCUUCUCAAAAAAGAAAAAAAAAAUAUUCAUGAUUUUCAACAGUUAUAUAUAUAUAUGCGCAAAAACUUAUGCAAUGAUGAAUAUUCUGCAAUAUUGGCUACUUCGAGCUAGCAGAUGAAUAAAUUAUGUUAUAUUUGAAGAAUAUAAAUAUUAGUUAUGUGAGUCAACCGCUAAAUAAUG
Messenger RNA from Capsicum annuum, 626 nucleotides. RefSeq names its product kirola-like. The record is from RefSeq and is a predicted model, not a curated record. The coding region runs from base 24 to 557 and encodes 177 amino acids. NCBI's taxonomy places the organism in Eukaryota, Viridiplantae, Streptophyta, Magnoliopsida, Solanales, Solanaceae. Gene Ontology annotation, biological process: defense response. The transcript is spliced from 2 exons.